AUGGAUAUCAAAUGUUUGAGCAGCGAAAAGGCUGAAAAGCAUGAAGGGCAGAUAUCUCUCCUAGGACUGGAAUCAGAGAUGUUCCCAUCCAUCACAUUCUGCAACGUCAAUCCUUACAAGAAAAGUAAGAUAGAAAUGGUUCCAGCUCUCAAAGCACUGAUGGACGUCUAUGAACUGUCAGCCAGCGGAUCUCUUUCCUCUGGAUCAUGA
Messenger RNA from Strongylus vulgaris, 210 nucleotides. NCBI's taxonomy places the organism in Eukaryota, Metazoa, Nematoda, Chromadorea, Rhabditida, Strongylidae. The record is from the annotation of a GenBank genome assembly.